GGAGGUCGCUUGUCUUUACUCGCUGCCCGCUAAAUCGAUCGCCCAUGAAGUCAUCGUGGAUCAACGAGUCGCUACUUCUUGUUGCACCUGCGACAGUGGCAACAACAGAAGGCGAAAGCAGUAAACAAGAUGUGACCAACAAAAGUCUAAACGACAAAGAUUUGAAUAAUGUGACGGACGCUAUUAGCGGCGACGUCCAACUGGCGGCACGUGUGGCGAUGGGCAUUGGUCUCUACAUGUUGGCGAUGGUGACUUGCGUCGGAAACGGUAUGGUCAUCCACGCGAUCCGCACAGAGAAACGUCUCAGAAAAGUAUCCAACUUGUUCAUCAUGAGUUUGGCCGUUGCUGAUUUGGUUGUCGGAGUGUUCGUCAUGCCCAUCAGUGCCAUCUACGUCCUAACAGAUCGGUGGUACUUUGGCGCCUGGAUGUGCGAUGCUUGGCUGUCAAUCGACUAUUGCGCCAGCACGGCAUCCAUCUUUAACCUGUUUGUGCUCAGUCUGGAUCGUUACUGGUCAAUUACAUCGCCGCUAAAAUACCUCAGAAGGCGGACAAAGAAACGCGCCUUUCUCAUGAUUGCCGCCGCAUGGACACUCAGCCUACUAUGGAUUUUGCCCGUCACUGGAUGGUCCAGCAUGACGGACGGAAUCAAGCUCAACUCAUCGCCAGAUUCUUGCGACACGGAAUUCGCUGAUAACAUCACCUUCAAAGUGACGGCUGCUGUAGCCAAUUUCUAUGUGCCAACGCUAUCGAUGCUGUACAUUUAUGGGCGAAUCUUCCGCACCAUCCGCCAACGGAGUCGUAACGAUUUGGGUGAAGUGACAGUUUCAACGGCUCGCAGACGGCCUCAUCAAGCCCCUGCAAUCGUUUCGGACCACGGCGACUCGACAAGCCUCCAGGCUAUGGAGACGGAAGACGAUGUCGUCGAGGAUCAGUCCAAUAUGAGAGUGUUGGAGCGGGGCAUUUCUACAAUGGCCCGAAGCUGGAACCACGUAAGCGGGAAAUUCAAAUGGUACAGUCACAGGACUUCGCCUGGAGCGCUACAAGCAGCUGGUUCGUCUCGCAAGCUCCGCGCAGACCGUUCAAUCUUAGAUUUUUACGAAAGCUUGACAUUAAUGGAACUGCACGGAAGUGAUGGGGGAUUGGACAGUGCGAUGCAGAGUACAACACAUUACAUCGACGUGCAAGUCAAGGUUGAGUAUGUGGACGACGUCAUAGAUGGUCGAUCAAGUAGACAUCGAUUAGACAGCGAAAAAGUUAGCAACAGACGACAGCAACAACAAGUUUGCAGACAGUCUACAAAGUCCAACAACCAUCAGGGCGGAAUGGCAACUCCAGCCAUUCCAUCUGUGCUGAUUUCGCAGAAAGAAAGAAAAGCUGCUCGACAACUGGGCGUCAUUGUGUGCGCUUUCAUGGUUUGCUGGCUGCCUUACUUUAUAGUGUUCCUCGUCGUGGCCGUUUGCCCGGACUGCAUCGGCGACACGCUAUUCAAAAUCACUCUCUGGCUAGGCUACAUCAAUUCGACCCUCAAUCCGGUCCUUUAUCCGCUCUGCAACGCCAAUUUCCGACGAGCGUUUGCAAAAAUGUUGAACAGGACUUGCACAUGCUGCCGCAAUUCGGCCUUCCAGCGAAGUCAAACCUAUCCGCUGUCCGGCCCACCUCUUCCGCAGAGUCAGCAAUCGCGAUUCUGAUGAUUUGUUCUGCGCAAACUAUGUCAAAAUUUUCAAAAGAAUGUCUAUUUACCUAAAAAAAAUUGACUUUACGAAGCAUGCGCAAGCAAGAGAACAUUCUCAGGAGAAAUGUCCGGCUCGACGUAGUACAAAAGCUUGGCCUGAAGUGGCCACGAAGACAGAAAUUCAACUCGGCCACGGUCAAUGAUUUGUUUGCACUGGCGUCCGAUAUUUUCCCGGCGUUCGAUAUCCAAACCCAUGGCUGCGUAUCUUCCGGGUAAAAUGCUGGUUUUGGCCUCAUUCUCUCCAAUAGGAUCGCUGUGUUCUUUGGCCUGGCGUGAUCCGCAUACUGCCCAGCUCGUCAUGGCUCUCAUGAUAGCAAAAUCCGUCUGGCUCAGAUUUAAUUCCUU
Messenger RNA from Daphnia carinata, 2077 nucleotides. Its product is annotated as D(5)-like dopamine receptor. Gene Ontology annotation, cellular component: membrane. The coding region runs from base 45 to 1688 and encodes 547 amino acids. The transcript is spliced from 5 exons. The record is from RefSeq and is a predicted model, not a curated record. Gene Ontology annotation, molecular function: histamine receptor activity. NCBI's taxonomy places the organism in Eukaryota, Metazoa, Arthropoda, Branchiopoda, Diplostraca, Daphniidae. Gene Ontology annotation, biological process: positive regulation of vasoconstriction; regulation of vascular permeability; adenylate cyclase-activating adrenergic receptor signaling pathway.